Rotaria sordida is the source of this 1251-nucleotide messenger RNA. The record is from the annotation of a GenBank genome assembly. Lineage: Eukaryota; Metazoa; Rotifera; Eurotatoria; Philodinida; Philodinidae.
AUGAUUACAUGGAAUCUUACAUAUAAUAAAAUCGGACCAAUCGGAGUAUUUUAUCUUGGCGAAGCAGUCACCACAUUAAAUAUAUCAGGAAAUGACAUUAAAGAUAAAGGAGUUGAAUAUCUUGCAGAUAUUCUACGAUGUAAUAAGACACUUACAACACUGAGCCUUAGCGAUUGUGGACUUGAAGCAUCGUGUACUCAGCGUCUUGCCGAUGCGUUACGAACUAAUAAUACACUCAUCUUUUUAAAUCUAAGUUACAAUCAAAUUGGACCUAGAGGAGCACAAUAUGUUGGUGAUGCAUUACAAAAUAAUUCAACACUAACUACAUUGUAUCUGGGAAACAACCGAAUCAGAGAUCCUGGAGUUCAAUUUAUUCUUAAUGGUUUACGAAAUAACAAAACACUUAAACAAUUUGAACUGUCUGGUAAUCAUGGCGAUUGUGUUGCAAUUGGAGUAAAUGUUCAAUUUCGAAACGACAGAACACUGACCACACUUGAUCUUAGACAAAAUCAAAUUGAAUCAACAAGUGUAAAGUAUAUUGCCGAUAUAAUCCGAACGACAACUUCACUUACUACGUUGGAUCUUGAUUUUAAUACUAUCCGAGACGAUGGAGUAAAAUAUCUUGCAGAUGCAUUACAAAUCAAUGAAACACUCAUCACAUUGUGUCUAAGUCGAAAUGAAAUCGAACAUUGUGGAGUGCAUUAUCUGGUUGAUGCCCUAAAAAACAAUACAACACUAAGUACAUUAAUUUUAUGCGGAAAUAAAAUCGGUGACAUAGGAGCAAAGUACAUUUCAGAAGGCUUAAGAAAUCAUCAAACACUAACUGUAUUAAAUCUUAAGGACAAUCAAAUUGGGUCUAUCGGAGCACAAAACCUUGUUGAAGGAUUUCAUGAUAAUAUUACACUCAAGCAACUCGAAUUAUUUGGUAAUCAUGGCGAAUGUAUAGCUGUUGGAGCAGCUGUUGGAUUACGAAACGAUAAGAUACUCACCACUCUUGAUCUUAGUCAAAAUGAUAUCAGUCCUAGAGGAAUUCAAUAUGUUGCUGAUGUAUUAAGAAAGAAUUCAACAAUCACAACACUGAUUCUCACGCAUAAUCAAUUGAGAGAUAGUGGAGUACAUUGUCUUGCAGUCGCAUUAAAAGACAAUAGUACGCUUGUUAAACUGCAUAUUGGUAACAAUCAAGUUGAAGACACUGGUGCAUACGAUAUUGCAAGUGUAUUAAGAGUCAACACAUGUGUCAAAUAUUCUUAG